Mycena citricolor is the source of this 7111-nucleotide messenger RNA. The record is from the annotation of a GenBank genome assembly. NCBI's taxonomy places the organism in Eukaryota, Fungi, Basidiomycota, Agaricomycetes, Agaricales, Mycenaceae.
CGAGGCUGGAGAGCGCUCCAGUUUCUGCACCCACGGGAUGGCCAGCGCAGAGCCAGUUAUACAUUGCCGAGCGCGUGGAAAUCCAUAAAUCCUGCAAAUCCCGGAGACUCUCCUGAAUGUCCUGAACGAUUACUGCGAAGCGGCUGGUGCGUGGUGAUUCUGCAGAAGAAGCUGGUGAAGGCAUUGAGAGAUCCUGCCAACGCCAAGUCACGAAUGAUAUAGCUCUUCCAAUGCGCUCAAUGCGAGUGCGAACAUCUUUGACGCACUUUCUGAGAUUGACUCCAAGUUCGCCAAAUUGCGGACAAAGAGUAUGACGGAUCAGCACCGAGGUGAAGAAGUGGUUCAGAAACUUGCGAAAGAGGAGAAACCCACGACGAUCGCAUCACCAAUGCCAACGCGAGGAUAAAGCAAGCUGGUCAGGUAUAUGAGAGAAAUCGAAGAAGAAUCCCCGUGAAGCCGCUGAGGAGCAUGCGCGGUAUAUGAAUCUCAUCAGUACUCUUGGACCCGAAAUAUCGCAAGAGAAAUACAACCACGCCUUUGAAGUCACCCAGAGACACACGAUUGCGACAUACUCGGUUGCUGCAUGUGCUUCCCGAGUCGCUGAUGCAGAAUGGCUGCGGACUUGCGAAGGAGUGCGGCGGUUUUCGCCCACGAUCGUCCGUUGGGGAAUGGCGUGCGUUAUGCGAGGGAGGCUGGACUGGGAGACACCCCCGGAUCUGAUAGACCCAUAUCCCGACGAUCUACUAGCCAACCCUGAACCGGAAAGUGUGACCAGAUGCGCAACGUCGAUCGCUCAGAGGCACCAGUUCCCAUCGGCCAUGGCUGAGCGGGGGCAGACUCCAUCCCCAAUCAUUCCGCGGCCGACACUCGCCCAUCUCCAGCACGCACCGCCUUCGUCAUUUGACCCGCCUCGACCGUUGGUUGAUCCGUAUUCCGGUUCGGUCAGGUCUCUUUCGGCGUUCCCCUCUCCUCCGACGCAUUUCCCUAUCCCACCUCGACAGCCGCAGUCUCAACAAGCGUCUACUUCUUCAUCGAGCUCUAAUGCCAAUUUCCCUGCUCCCAGCCCCGUGCUCGAGCUUGAACGACAAGCGGAAGAGCCGUUCUAUGCCUCCUUCGCCGAGUGACACAGAGGCCCAGGCAGCUGUCCAGACUCCGCCCGCUGCAGAUGCCAAGCUUGUUAGCGACCUGAAGCCCAUUCCUGAAGGCGCUGACGCUCCACAAAAUGUGGACAUCUCGACUACGCGACAGAUUGAAAUUCAGCGGCCCGUUCCUGUGCGAUCGCAGACUGCGCUGCCAAAUCUGGAGCGGAUAUCGUCGCCGGUUACAUCCGGAUCGGUCACCCCGAAAGCUUAUGCAACUGCCAGAGGAGACUACCUCCCUCCGGGAGACGAGCGUCAAGAUACACUGCGCUCACUCCCGGUUUGCAGAGAAGCGACACGGUCUCAGUUCGGGGAGCGCUGCUAACUCGAUCCGAAACCGAUAUACUACGACAUCCGGUGCGACUUCGCCACCCCCGAAGGAUAUGCCUCGCCUGCCGUUGAGCGUCAGCGAUCUGGCCACGCGCUAUCAGUCCGUCGAGUCUGCACCUGGGUCUCCGAAAUCGGCACUGCCCCCGACACCUACACGGCAAGCAGUCAGAUCACCAGGUCCAUCAUCCCGAGCUGCUGCCGAGGAGGAAGCCAUGCGCCGAAGGACUCAGUUGGAGCGCGAGUUUGCGGCAAAAGAAAGGGAGAUUGCCCUCAAGGCGCAGGAGCUAGAAAUGGAACGGGCCCAGCUGCGCAAUCUGCAGCCCAGAGAGCGUAGAGAAAGCGAGUCCAGUGUGUCGAGUCCCAAACUGCGGCCGCGUGAACGAAAGACGUCGUUCAGGAACUCACCUCUACCUCGGCCACAUUCGCAAAUGGAAACCCGCCAGCCAUCAGGCCAACUUGGCGCAGGGCACGCCCAUUCCUACAGCACGACCCAUCUUGUUCCGCCUGUGGGCCCCCAGUCGCCGUCAUCGCCCCGCUCGUCGACCUCUUCGGCAGACGGUGGGAUCAACGGACACGCCCCCUCGUGUGGGUGCGAAAAGUGUUCGAUCGUGCACUACAAGUCCCCGUCAGGACGGACGGUGUCACCUUACGACUUGCGCCCGCCCGAGAAACCGUUCGCUCUCCGGCCUGAAAAGCCCAAGGGCUGGAUCCGACGCCUGAGCAUGCCGGUGACCGCGUUUACCUCUGACAAGAAAAAUGUGGUUUCGUCUCCGAAGAUGUAUUCCCUCGAUGCAAGCAAGCGCAGCAGUGCCACUGCUCUGAGGGGGGUGGACGAGCUCGGAAUCUCCCGACGUAGCUACGAUGCUAGUGCCAUUAGCAACCGGAGCGUCACGAGUUUGGUAGGGGGGCUUCGACGGUGAGGACGACUGUAUUGAAGUAAUGCUGCCAUCUAUAAUAUCUUACUGUAAACGUACACACUCUCGCUCACGAAUAUCAUGAUCGUUUUAUGCCCAUUGUCACGCCGUGACCCUGUCUUUACACCCUGUAUUGAAUAUCACGGACGGCAUAAUCUAUUCAUUUUGAACACCCAUAUUGAUCUCGUUGGGCGCCUCUGAAAUCGAUUAGAGCUUCUUUGACGCCCCUGGCUGUUAAACACACACGCCCGUGUCAAAGUGGGACGACUUUGUUGGGCCUGCAUCUGGACCGUCAUGGGCAAGUUCACGGAACCUAUCAACGGUAACGCCACUGCCGGGCAAUCCGACGAUGCCCUCCAAGACCAGACGAUCGUACAAACGCGCGGGUAUCAGCAAGAGAUGCUUGAAGAGAGUCUCAGACGCAAUGUGAUCAUCGCGCUGGGAACGGGGGCAGGGAAGACACACAUCGCCGUGCUCAGGAUGAAGAUCGCGAUCGAACGCGAACCCAAGAAGGUUGCAUGGUUCAUGGCUCCAACGGUUGCGUUGUGUGAACAGCAAUACCGUGUCAUUCGAGAAUGCAUCCCCGCGCCAGUAGCCUAUGUGACCGGUUCGAAUGAACCCGAGCAGUGGAAAGACGCUCAACUCUGGGAGUCCAUCAUCAGCACGCAUAGAGUCGUGGGCGAGAUAUCUCUCCUAGUCUUCGAUGAGGCGCAUCAUGCAGUAUCCCAGCAUCCGUAUAACCAGAUCAUGGGCACGUUCUAUGCUAAUUGUCUCGAGGCCACUAAACCAACGGUUAUGGGGCUGACUGCGAGCCCGAUUUACGGCGGGAACGUCGCGCAAUCGCUGAGGGCGAUCGAGCACAACCUGCGCAGUACCGUCUGCGCUCCUCGCGAAAACAAAGAAGAGCUGGCGCGUCACGUUUAUCGACCAGUCUUCAAGCAUGUGCUAUACCACUACGUGCCGGACAACUUUUCGACAAAUCUGGCCGCGUUUGAUACGGUUUACGACGCGAUGGACAUUGAGAAUGAUCCCUAUCGGACUGAUCAGCAACUGUCGAAGGCCAAGUCGAAGAAAAAGACCUUCGCGCACGACAACAUGAAAGAUAUUUCGACUAUCGGCGCAGCUUUAUGCCAGGAUAUCGGGCCAUGGGCUGCCGACUGGUAUGUUUUCCAGGCGGUGGACCAGGCCCUGGGGACGGUCGCCACUCCGUUCGGCGGUGGAUACAACAAGGACAAGCAAUAUCUUCUUGAUCUCCUCAACCAGGUUGUUCUGUCCCCUGUUUCUUAUGGCGACAUUGACAUUCUCGAAGAAUCGUCCGAAAAAGUACGGGCGCUAGUCGACUGCUUGCUGGCUGAGAAAGCCGAAGCCGAGUCGCACAAUCAGGUGUUCAGCGGCCUGAUCUUUGUUGAGCGCAGAGAAGCUGUGCUGGCCCUGGCGGAACUGCUUUCACAUCAUCCGGCGACGCGGGAUCUGUUCCAAGUGGGGUGUCUCGUCGGAGGCUCGGACACGACAUACCACAAUCUCGUCGUUGACAUCACCAAGCCGCUCAGCAAAGCGCAGUCGGCGACACUGUCUCAUUUCCGUGCGGGGACCAAGAAUCUGAUCAUCUCGACAUCGGUCGCUGAGGAGGGAAUCGACAUCCAGGCUUGUGGGUGUGUGAUCCGAUGGGAUCCCCCACGGAAUAUGGCGAGCUGGGCGCAGAGCCGUGGCCGGGCGAGGCGCGAGCGGAGCACAUUCACGUUGAUGUUUGCAGAGGACGGGACCGACCGUGCUUCUGUGAGAGAAUGGGAGAUCCUUGAGCAAGAGAUGAUAGCCCAAUAUGACGAUCCGUCGAGACAAGCUGGACGUGUUGCCGCAGUAAGCAAUGACGACGACGACGACGACGACGAGAUGCUGGAGUUCAGGAUUGAGAGCACUGGUGCUGUGCUCGAUUUGAACUCAGCGAUACCCCAUCUGAACUACUUUUGUGCGGUGAUACCCAAUGCUAGUCACGCAGACUUCAAGCCCAUAUACGACCUGGAUCCGCCAGAAUUCCCUGAAGGCUGGCACUCGUUUGCAAAGCAUUCCACCUCCACCGCGAUCGAAUCUUACCCCGGCCCAUUUGGCGCCCACCUUACGCUUCCCAGACUCCUCCCUGCCCAUCUCAGAGAGUUCGACACUCCGCGGAUCCACAGUUCCAAGCUGUCCGCCUACCGUCACGUGGCAUUCCAGGCAUACCGGACCCUGUACGAAAACGGGCUGCUGAACGACUCGCUGCUGCCGUUGACCAGUGUCGUGGAGCCAGAGUUGGAGGACGAGGUCAAGGAGAUCCUGAAGGAAGUCGAGCGCCGUGCUGGCUUCGCCAAAGUCUCGGUCCAGAUGAACCCAUGGACAGGGGACGAUCCCCAAGUCUGGCACGCCGCGGCUUUGACAAUCGAGGGACUGAACCCGAUCCUACUUUUAACGCACACGAAAGCGGUUGAAAUCGCCGCCGAUGAGGCAAUUCAACUACACCGAUCUGGUCGCACGGACUACGUGACCAUCGAGCCCCUCGAGUUCCAAGUGACGCCUGCGAUCAUUGCCCGGGCCCGUGAUUACACGCGCCGGCUGUUCUGGUCGUUCAGUGCCUCGCGCAUGGACUGGAACGACCUCGAUUUCUGCUACCUCUUUCUUCCGGACGAAUAUGACGAGGACGAGUUCAUAUGGAACGAUCGCCGUUGGUGGCAAGCGCAGCAGCUGGCAUCCGGUGCAGUCACCGCAGACCCCGGGCCGUUCCUGGCGAAUGCCCUCUCGUUUGGCCAGUUCUACUCGUACCCAUCAGAUUUGGCGCUGGUCCGCGACGGACCGAAGCUGGCGAAGAUGUUCCAGUUCGUGCGGUGGCGGUUCGCCGAUGAUCCGCUUUCUGCCGAGGAGGAACUGGAAAUGCGCGCCUCGCUGGAAAAACGAUUUGGGAUCGAGGAUGUCCCGCAGAUCACAUAUCCGCUGCUCGAAGUGCAGGCUCUGCUGCCCCGGACCAACUUCCUGACGCCGUCCCAAGGAUCAGGGACACCCCGGCAAACGAUGCAUCUGCUCCCGCGACUGUCUUAUGUGAUGCUGUGUUCCAGGACAGAAACUGAAUAUUCGCUGCUGUUGCCGUGCAUCUUGCGCUCGUUGGAUCUCACACUGACUGUAGAAUCGAUCAAAGAGACACUCUUUUCGGGCACGCGAAUUGCGGGGGUGCCUCGGAAUCUGCUGACGGAAGCACUGUGUGCACCGACUGCCCAAGAACAGGUCAAUUAUCAGCGCAUGGAAACAUUGGGUGACACGGUGCUCAAAUUCAUGGCCUCGAUCCAGCUUCUUGCCGAGUAUCCAUUGUGGCACGAAGGAUAUCUCACCAGAAAAUGGGGCAUUCAGUAUCAAAUGUUCGAUUGGCCAAAGCGAAUCUGCAGCACGAGCUGUUCAAGUGGAUCAUCCGAGGUCAUCACUUAUCGACUGCUGGGCAGAAAGUGGAAGCCUCGCUAUUUCUCAACGGACGUCGCCCAGAUGGAUGUGCAGGACACCCCUGUCAUGAAAAAUGGUCCGCCAGCGAGGAAAAAGAAGGAGAAGAAGAACAGCGGCGAGCUUUCUACCAAAGGCAAGUGGCUGCUGGCAGACUGUAUCGAGUCGCUGAUCGGCGCAGUGUAUCUGCACGGUGGUUUCGACUACGCGCUGGAAUGUGCGAGCUUUUUCGACCUGAACAUCAAAUGGGAGCCAUUGCCGCAACGCAUCGAGACUCUGCUGAGUCGGGUCGAGACCGCAACCGAGCUUCCCAAACAAGUGGACUAUGUGGAGCAGAUGCUGGGAUACACCUUUGAACGCAAGCUGCUGGUCGUGGAGGCCCUGACGCACGCGAGCUAUCAGCAGGACCUGCGCACCGUAUCGUACGAACGCCUCGAGUUUUGCGGAGACGCCGUGCUCGACAUGAUUGUGGGCGAGUACUUGUUCCGAGCAGAGGGCAAAAACUACUCUCCCGGGCACAUGUUCCUACGCAAAUCGGCGAUGGUCAACGCACACAUCCUCGCCUUCAUCUGCCUGGGCACCCAUCUCGAAGUGACCAGCGCCAUGCCGCAUUUGUCUGGCUCGCGCUCCGAUCGCAGGACUGCCCGCACUCUGACGAUGCAGCAACACUCGCGCUCGGUCUAUCUCUAUCAGUGCCUGCUGCACACGAACCCGAAAAUCAUGGACGACCAGCAGGCGGCCUUUGUCCGCUUCCAGCAGCAUCGGGCCGAGAUCGAGGAGGCGUUGGCGAGCAACGACGUGGGCGCGCCUUUCCCGUGGACGGCGCUGUUCCGGAUGCAGGCGCCCAAGUUCCUGAGCGACAUGAUCGAGAGUCUCGUCGGCGCAGUUUUCCUCGACUCGCAGGGGGAUCUGGACGUCGUGCGCGGGGUCUUGCGCAAACUCGGGCACCUGCAGAUCCUCGAGCACGUCGUCGAGCGGGACAUGGAUGUCCAGCAUCCCGUUUCGCGGCUGGCGAUGUGGGCGAGCAAGAAAGCCAAGAAUGUCGCGUACGAGUUCUUGACCGAGAAGGGCCAGAUCAGCUGUGCGGUGUCCAUCGACGGCGCGGUCAUCGAAGAGACGCGCGCCACCGACAACUACAAAGGAAGAUCUACCAAAGACGAAGUCAGACUGGUCGCCGCGGACAGAGCCGUCAAGUUUUUCCGGCUGCGGCUGGCGAACGACUCGGCGAAAGCAGAUUCCAAAAAGAGGAAGCAUACAGACUCGAUGUUCUAA